Molecule: messenger RNA, 1053 nt
Organism: Pleurotus ostreatus (oyster mushroom)
Lineage: Eukaryota; Fungi; Basidiomycota; Agaricomycetes; Agaricales; Pleurotaceae
Exons: 11
Coding region: 1-1053 (350 amino acids)
Molecular function (GO): oxidoreductase activity
Source: RefSeq, a predicted model, not a curated record
AUGUCACCCCCUACGACCACAAAGCACUACGUUGUAUCCAAGAUUGGUUCCUUGGACAACCUGACGCUCAAGGAAAGCUCGAUUCGACCUCUGAAGACUAAUGAGGUGUUGGUUCGGGUACAAGCUGUAUCGCUAAACUAUCGCGAUGUGCUUGUAGCAAAGGGCCUGUACGGGGGUCCCGAUCUGAUAAUACAAGAGGAUCUAGUGCCGUGCUCUGACUACAGCGGCGAAAUCGCCCUGGUUGGCGAAGACGCACAGGGCAAGUGGAAACUCGGAGAUCGAGUAUGCUGUAACUUCGCUCAGAUGCACGUCGACGAGUACGAUGCGCUCGAACCUAAUGCUUCGGUCAAAACCAUGAGCGGAGGUCCCGUUCAAGGUGUAUUAUCGCAAUAUGUUAUCUGUCCUGCGGAGGGCCUUGAGCUAAUCCCCGACCAUCUCUCCUUUGAAGAGGCGGCGACUCUGCCUGGCGCUGCAUUGACGGCGUACAACGCCCUUCUUGGCCCCAAUCCUGUCAAGGCUGGUGACCACGUACUCAUACAAGGCACGGGGGGAGUCUCUAUCUUUGGGCUUCAAAUUGCUGUAGCCUCUGGCGCGACAGUCAUUGCGACAUCCUCGUCCGACGAGAAAUUGAAAGUCGCCUCUAAACUUGGCGCGAAACACUUGAUCAACUACAAGACAACGCCCGACUGGGAAAAAGUCGUCAAGGAAAUUACCAAUGGUCGUGGAGUAGAUCAUGUAAUUGAAGUGGGUGGGCUCGGCACGUUGUUGAAGUCGCUCCAGUCAGUCAAGCAAUCUGGCUGGGUCCACUUGGUUGGCUUCUUGGCUCAGGGAGGCGACGCCAAUCUCGUCUACCCCAUCAUUCUGAGAGCUGCCCAAUUACGCGGCAUCCUGUUCGGUUCAGUGGAACAAUUCAAGGGCUUGAUUCGGCUGCUCAAGGCUCACGAUCUGCACCCGGUGAUUGAUAAAGUCUUCCCCUUCGACCAGGCACUCCAGGCAUUCAGACAUCUGGAGUCUCAGGCGCACAUUGGGAAAGUUGUAAUCAAAGUGGAAUAG